Prunus armeniaca (apricot) is the source of this 384-nucleotide messenger RNA. The record is from the annotation of a GenBank genome assembly. Lineage: Eukaryota; Viridiplantae; Streptophyta; Magnoliopsida; Rosales; Rosaceae.
AUGGCAAAUGCUGCUUCUUCAGCCCAAAUCCCAGAGGUGAUGCUUGGCUCCUCCACUUGUGCUGCCCUCAAGAAAUCACUUGAGCGAGUCUCAAAAUCUCAAAAUCUCACAAUCUCACAAUCUAAAAUCUUCCAUUGGAGUACCUUGACCUGUAUCUCAUCCUCUAGCCCAUCAGUUGACCUUAUGCCAAUGGACUUCAAGGGUGUGUGGGCAGCCAUGGAAGAAUCUCAGAGACCUGGCCUCACCAAAUCAAUUGGAGUCAGCAAUUUCUCCAGCAAAAAGAUUGAAACUUCACUCUCUUUUGCUACCAUUCCUCCUUCAGUCAAUCAAAAAGAGGAAAAGGAGAAGCUUUUCGAAGCAGCCAUAUUCAAACAGGUUUCUUGA